Molecule: messenger RNA, 915 nt
Organism: Carya illinoinensis
Lineage: Eukaryota; Viridiplantae; Streptophyta; Magnoliopsida; Fagales; Juglandaceae
Exons: 1
Coding region: 1-915 (304 amino acids)
Molecular function (GO): catalytic activity
Source: RefSeq, a predicted model, not a curated record
AUGUCAUGGAAUUGUCGAGGGCUUGGGAACCCUCGAACAAUUCGAAUCCUUAGGAAGAUCACUAAGGAAAAGUGCGCCAACUUAGUUUUCCUUGUGGAGACUAAGGCCAAUAAGUCUAGAAUGGAAACAGUAAGACAAGUCCUCAAGUUCGAUGGGUGUUUUGUGGUUGAGAGCUUGGGCCUGUGUGGAGGACUAGCAAUCCUAUGGAAGGAAGAGUGGCAAGUCAGAGUUAUCAACUAUACUAGAUGGCACAUCAGUGCCAUGGUCAUGGAUAAAACUGAUUGCAUACCCUGGCAGUUCACUGGAUUUUAUGGACAUCCUGAAACAGGCAAGAGAAAUGGGAGCUGGGAGCUGUUGAAGAUGCUGAAACCUGAAUCGAGGAUACCAUGGGUGUGUGCAGGUGACUUCAAUGAAAUACUACACCAGAAUGAGAAGGUAGGAGGUCAGGGCAGGCCCUACAAACAGAUUGAGAAGUUCAGACAGGCUUUAGAACAAUGUGGAAUCCGAGAUCUCACCUACUCUGGGCAAAGGUACACAUGGUCCAAUAACAGAAGGGGAAGGGGCUUUACAAAGGAAAGGAUUGAUAGAGCUAUGGCCAAUAGAGAAUGGUUGGAGCUCUUUCCAUCUGCGCUGUGCCAUGUAAUGACAGCUGUUAAGUCAGACCAUUCUUCCCUAAUCACCUCCAUAAUUCAUAACAAUGGAGAGGGAAGUAGGAAACAAAGAGUUUUCAGAUACGAGGCCGCCUGGGACCUCAGAGAAGAUAGUACUAUCGUCCUUGAACAAGCCUGGAAAAGAAGUGAAAUGGGAGAUGAUUUAGCUGGCUCAUUGAGAGAUAAACUGGAAACCUGUCAAAAAUCUCUAACCAGAUGGGUCAAAAAUCACAACCAGGCCACAACCCUCGAACCUGGACCAUGA